Molecule: messenger RNA, 2191 nt
Organism: Lingula anatina
Lineage: Eukaryota; Metazoa; Brachiopoda; Lingulata; Lingulida; Lingulidae
Biological process (GO): actin filament polymerization
Cellular component (GO): cytoplasm; actin cytoskeleton
Molecular function (GO): protein binding
Source: RefSeq, a predicted model, not a curated record
GGCAGCCAUCUUUGUUGUCAUAAAAACAGGUGCUGUCAAACUUGGUGACAUUCAUCAACGGUAUUUGACAAAUCCAGGGGGUUUCGGUACCAAAAUGGCAUGUACGGACGUCCCUUGUGCGACGUACAUGGCCCUCUACAUCGUUUCCAUGCACAUAAUCAACAGCAACUCUCGAACAUCGAGUCACUGGCGACUGAAUUUUGAUGAGGGGAAGGUGGUGACGGAUGAAAAACCGCAAGAUAAUGGACUUAGAAAACCCGAUGAGGAUCUUAUGUUGAAUAUUUUGACGACCGCAAGAGUGUCUAAAGACGGAGAGUGGGUUUUAGAGAUGGAGCAAGGGCACUGUGCGGAUUGUAAAGCUGAAAUUGAAAAUCCCUCCACAGACACUCCUACGAAAUCUACCUCCAUCUCCACCCCUCACCAGGCGGGCCACAGCAGUAAAUACGACCUCCUGAGCUGCGGGAAACCUGUCAACACCACGCCGUACGAUCAUCUACAGGGUAUAGCCAAUAGGAAGGGACACAUACACAUUCCCGAGCCUGAGGUGGCCAUGAUAUUUAAGAAAAAAGGCAGUCGGAGCUCCGAGGUGGACAUGAGCGACCUGGAGAGACGGUUGAGGAAGUCACGGCGAGAGAAGCCAAGGUCAGCCCAAGUCUUCAACCAGAUAGGCAACUACUGGAGGAUAAAAGGCAACACCCAAUUGUCCAUAGAAUGCUUUAGAAAAGCUCUCUCCAUAUCUCCUAACAAUCCCGAUGUGCUUCUGAACCUGGCACGAGUUCUCUUUAAUUUACAGUUCCUGGACGAUGCCAUAUUUCUCACGCGAAAAUCCUUGGAAUUGCAAACGGCCGACCAAAACUCCUGGCUUCAGCACUUUACUUUAGGGGAGAUCCUCAAAGCGUACGGACACUUUCACGAGGCCGCUUUGCAUUUUCGUCACACGCUCGAUCUGAACCCUGGUUUUCAGCCGGCGCAGGCCCAUUUGCGCGAGAUGGAAAUGACUCCUGAUCCCACAGUGACGUACUAUACCCUAUUUAUUAUCCUGUUUCUUGUAUUAGGAGUCUUGGUUGGGAUUCUCACGUCUUUAGAUGCGAACCUGGAUGACUACGGGGAGUUGUCGAAAACUCAGCGCCAUUUUAACAGAGCGAUGGCCAUGAGGUCCAUUAAGCUGGGGAUUAACCCAAAGCUGAUGAGGAUGAGAAAGUGUAACUGUUGAUGGUUUGAUUUUCUGUUGUACUUGGGCAUUGGAAUGUCGGGAACCAGAUUUUAUCUGUAAAAUAGUUUUCCUUACUGUGUUCAGGAGAUGUUGGAAAAAAAUCAUUAAAGGUAAUAGCAGCUGGAAAGUAGGGGCAUGGCUGUAUUGUAAUCUUCAUAUCUGGUGAUGUGAUUUAGAUUACGUCUUGUUUAAUUUGGAUGAGUUUGGAACAUGCAUCUUAUUGAUAACUUCUAUGUAGGCUCCCGUGAUGAGUAUAUGACCAAUGAAGGAUUCUUUCCCAUGUGUCUUGGACAGUGCAGGACAACUUUGCCUGGCGAUGGCAUUUAUUGUUUCCAUGACAACGUAACUUAAUCUUUAUUAUUUAUGUGUUAGGGGCCGCAGUUUCGCAGUAUAUAACAUUGUGCUGCACUCUGGUUGUACUGCAGUUUUAUGGAGUUCUUUAAGCACAAGAGUGCUAGAGGAUAUUUGUUUUAAAUUCUGAAAAAAAGUUUUCGUUAAAGUCUUUUUUGUUUGUUUACUGCAUUUCAUUAAUUCACUUGAGAAAUAUGUGUGAAAUAUUGAAGUAGAUUUCCAGUUAAUAUCAUUGAUUUCAGUGAUGCAGUUUGAAUUUUCAUAUUCCGCAACUAAGUUUAUUGUUAUUUUGUAGUCUUAUUGAUAAAUUCUCAUUUUUCUUUUUAUUUCCAGACUUUAAGUCAACAAUAGCAAAGUCAACAGUGGACAUUUGUUAUUUUUCUUACUUUGAUUGUUUUAUUGUUGCUGAAGAGCAUUUUAAAAAGUAUUGUUUGGUAAAGCAACAAAUUAUACAUUUACAAUUUAAAAAUGUUUGCCAAAGUUGAAGUACUUAGUAAUUUUCAUUAAAGUAUUCUAAAUUUCUAACUGAAUAUUUUGCUAAUUUUAACCAGAACAGGUGAAACUGCAGUUACUAAAUUUUAGUUUUAUUUUCUUGAAUUGUGUAAUAAAAUGUGCAUGCUAUGAAAA